UCCAAACAAGUGCAUGAAAUGUUUUAUCCAAAAAUUGUAAUUGAAUAAUAACUGAAUCUAAAACCAAAUUAAGUGCAAUACAAUGGAGUAUAAUGAAGAUGACCAGAUUACCAGAAAAGAUAACCAAUGCCAAACAGACGAUAUAAAGAUGAUUGAAGUGUCUACUCAGCAACCCUGUUGUACGAGUUUGUCAACUCAAACACUCCAUGAUAUUUAUGGUAAACCAAUUUCCUCGAUUAAUAAUCAAUCUAAACAGCCUACAAUUGAUUUUACCAGAUUGAGUAGAUUCCUCCAGCGUUCAACUGCAUUGAUUCAACACGAGAUACGAGAAAGCUGCCAAUUUGAACAGUUAUCGUCUUCAUGGUUAAACUAUUGGAAUGGAGCAAGUGGGAAAGGAAUCCAUUGUGAAAGGCGCUUGACUUCAAAAAUUUUGGAUAGUCUGCUCAGUGGUACUAAAUCGGGAUCUGGUGAUCAUCAGUAUAUCUCAGGCAUAACCUGGAAUGCUCCACAAACCACCUUAGCUGUUGUCUACAAGGCUAAAAUUCACUCAGGCUGGUGUACACAUAAAACGUUUCUUCUUCUAUGGAACCUUUACUCUCAUAAAGGCGAUUAUGCAAAGCCAUUGUACUGUUGUGAGGUUGAUAAUUGUGUCACCUGUCUAAUCGCUCAUCCUUACAGGGGUUCAUUUUAUAUUCUUGGCUGUUACAAUGGUAGCCUUUUGGUUAUUGAUACUCGUUUACUUGAUACAGCAACAGACUUGUCUGAUUUACCCGUUUUUGCUAGCUCUCCACAUCGUGGAGAUUUACACCAAGACUCGAUUAUUGGUAUGCACUGGCUUAAAUUGGACAAUAAGAGACAAUGGUUGGAAAAUGAAGACUCUUAUCUGGUUAGCUUUUCAUCAGAAGGAUUGAUUAUUCGUUGGAAAUUAGAAAGCAAAUCCAAAUUGUUAAUAGCUUUAGACUUGUACAACAUUAUAUUAACCGAUUUACCCAAGUCUAUGGGCCUAAGAGAUACAUUGGGUAGUCAUUUCAAAGGUGUACCAAUUACAUCUUUCACAUGGGAAUCUGAAAGUGAUUCUGGUUUUAUUAUUGGCUGUGAAGCUGGUGGCAUUUUUAGGUGUUCACUCAAUGGUGAAUUGAGGGAAGAAGCACCUGAUGAUCCACUUCGACCAACAGAUUGGUUACCAUUGAAAAAUCCAAUUGUCAUGGCUUAUGUGCCUCAUCGAGCCAUUGUAACUAAUGUUGAUUUUUCGCCUAAUCUGAGAAACAUUUUCAUUUCGACUGGUAAAGAUAAUGAGCUUCGAGUUUGGGAUGUUUUCCAGUCUAAACCCUUAUUUGUGGUUCAUUGUGAUGUGAAUAUUGUCUCGACUAUUUGGUUAUUUGCCCGACCAGUUAUAUUUACUAUCCAAGAAGAUGGUUUCAUAUGCAUCUAUUCAAUAACAAAUAAAGCAAAGCCUAAAUCUAUUCAUCGAUUCAGUCUGGAGGAAAGGAAACCCGCUCAAUACAUUUGGUCAAAUUACUUAGCAAGAGAUGAUCAAUUGGCCAUUUCUGAUCAAGAUAAUGCAAUUCAUCUUUACUCAGUCAAUUUAAACAGUGAAACAAUCAGAGACAAUGAAAAUAAUUGAAUUGAAAACAAUCAAAAUAA
Messenger RNA from Tetranychus urticae (two-spotted spider mite), 1644 nucleotides. Its product is annotated as cytoplasmic dynein 2 intermediate chain 2-like. Gene Ontology annotation, cellular component: ciliary plasm; cytoplasmic dynein complex. Gene Ontology annotation, biological process: intraciliary transport. The record is from RefSeq and is a predicted model, not a curated record. Gene Ontology annotation, molecular function: dynein light chain binding; dynein heavy chain binding. Lineage: Eukaryota; Metazoa; Arthropoda; Arachnida; Trombidiformes; Tetranychidae.